AUGGAACAUUCUCCGCUCGAGCUCCCGCCCACUUCGCUUUUGCAAGGAUCAGUUCCUCGAGUCACGCUUGCAUGUAUACAAUGUCGUUCACGAAAAGUCCGCUGCGACGCUACACUGCCGAGCUGCAAUCGCUGUCUCGCUGAUAUGAAGACGUGCAAAUAUCAAAAGUCGCGUCGCGGCGGGCGACCUCGUCAUCCAGCAGUACCUCCUCCACAAGACACGGUGGAAAAUAUCUCAGCAACUUCUGAACAACACCAACGAUCACAAUUGGACAAGAUCUCCGCAACAGCUAGUCUGCCUUUGGGCAGCAAUUCGUCCGACACAGGAACAGCGGUGAUUUCGUCACAGAGUGACUCCAAUUCUUUUGUGAACGUAUCAAUCGUCGACAGCAUUGUACUUGGUGGUACUUAUCUUACGCAAGGACAGAUCGACCAGCUUUUGAUCAAAUACUACGUUUGUUUUCACGUCGCACAUCCGUGCGUGCUCCCUAGAUGGUCGCUUCUACUACGGCUUACCAGUGAGCCGGUUGCAUCAGAUACCUUACUUCCAGUUUUGCUGUACAUCGGUUCCAUCUUCACCGACGUGGUCGACUCGGGUCCCUUGGCGGAGGCUGCUUCUCGAGCCGUCUCUGCAGCACGGCUACGCCCGGGACCGCUUGAUCCGUAUUAUAUCCAAGCAUUGCUGCUGUAUGCCAUCGCAGUGUACUGGUGUAAUGAGCCAAGAAGAGGACGGGAUUUGCUGAACGAGGUCAUAUGUGGGGCGCUUACAUUAGAAAUGCAAAGAAUGGAGUUUGCAUCACGCUACGGCCAAGGCGAUCCGGUUCUACAAGAAAGCUGGAGGCGCACAUGGUGGACGAUUUACAUCACUGAUGCACACAUCGCGGGGAGUACUCACUCGUUCCCUACUCAGAGCGGAGCUGUGGAGAUUACAACUGGCCUUCCCUGUGAAGAGCACAAGUAUGAGUCUGGUGAUAUUUCUCCGCCAGCAACGUUGCGUAGUUACGGCGUUCGCGAGUUCUCUGAUAUGGAGUUCUCGUCGUUCGCUGAGCUGGUUGGUCUCACCCAAGGUAUCAAUCGAGCACUAGCGACGCAGCGCAUAGGAAACAUUGAAAAUGCGAAAGUGAUGGCUGAGACUGCAGACAACACGAUGAUGGCAUGGUGCUCUCUUCUUCCCGCGUCAAAGAAGAAAAUUAUUCGAGACGAUGGGAGUGUAGACGAGCAUCUUUUCAAAGCCAACAUACUCAUGCAUGCUUAUAUUGUUGAUCUGCAUCGUCAACUAUCCACACUGAAGUACUUCCCCAUCGAAUCAGUCUCAAAGUGCGUGCCGCCUCCGCCCCCAGAUUCAAACGAUGCCAUAAAAGAGGAAGCCCACAUCCACACCGCCAAGGUCCUGUUCUCUAUUGAGAAGCUCAGUAGUCUUCUUACGCUUCCGACACGCUUCAGUGAGCAUACCCCUUUCAUUAUCUGUACGAUCACCUUGAUGACCAUUGCGCAUCUUUCCGCCUGUCGUUACAUCUUCAAGGAGCCAAGGAUAUCGUUGGAGCGUGAGAAGAUUCGGCUCAAGAUGGGAGUGUUGAAGAUGCUAGGUGAACUCUGGCCCUCCGGGAAGAGGGAGUACCAUGAUAUGGGUAUCAUUGCUCGAGAGAUGCUGGCAAUAGAAGAUGAGGAGGUGGAGAUUCCUGAGAUGACUGGACUAGUGCCACCUGAUGCUCUGGCACUUAACUUCGAUUUUGAUAUCGACUGGAAUUGUGACUCCGCUGCAAGUUCAAAUACAGUGGGCUUUAUGACGGAUGCGAUCUGA
This is a messenger RNA of Ascochyta rabiei, 1800 nucleotides long. RefSeq lists its product as uncharacterized. Gene Ontology annotation, biological process: DNA-templated transcription; regulation of DNA-templated transcription. Lineage: Eukaryota; Fungi; Ascomycota; Dothideomycetes; Pleosporales; Didymellaceae. The record is from RefSeq and is a predicted model, not a curated record. Bases 1 to 1800 code for a protein of 599 amino acids. The transcript has 4 exons. Gene Ontology annotation, molecular function: DNA-binding transcription factor activity, RNA polymerase II-specific; zinc ion binding; DNA binding.